This is a messenger RNA of Branchiostoma floridae (Florida lancelet), 3285 nucleotides long. Its product is annotated as polyadenylate-binding protein-interacting protein 2-like. The transcript is spliced from 6 exons. Gene Ontology annotation, molecular function: mRNA regulatory element binding translation repressor activity. Lineage: Eukaryota; Metazoa; Chordata; Leptocardii; Amphioxiformes; Branchiostomatidae. Bases 208 to 675 code for a protein of 155 amino acids. Gene Ontology annotation, biological process: negative regulation of translational initiation. Gene Ontology annotation, cellular component: cytoplasm. The record is from RefSeq and is a predicted model, not a curated record.
UUUCCGAGAAAUCUUUGAACUAUUUUGUGACGGCGGCCAUUAGCUUUGUGAUCCGGUCCCACAUAAACAGAAGAGAGCAAGCUCGGCGCAGACAAAGGCUAGCUGUUGUGUAUUGCGGUGGACUGCGGCGUACUUUUUACAAAAUUGUGCGGUCAAACAGUGAUAUUCCACGGAAAUAUACAUUUCGGAUUGUGUUGAGUGACGUACAUGUGCAGACAACUCAUCGACAUGAGAGGACCAGUAGAAACACAGGCCAGAGAGGAGGUUCCCGAGCAGGAACAAGGGUUUGAGGACUUCCUAUGGAUGGAAAAUGAGGAGGACUAUGAUAGACAGGUUCUGCAGGAAUUGUGGGAGGAGGACUUCUUGGAGCAGUGUUUCCAGGAGAUGAUGCAUGAAGAGGAGGCCAGAAUCUGUCCAGGCUGGCAGGACGAGCAGCAGGCACCGCAGCAGCAGCAGCAGCAACAACAGCAGGCACCACUCCCUCAGUACCGGUACCCAGGUGGCAGUGUUUCCCAGCCCUGUGUGGCAGUGAACGGUGUGCACCCCCCUGUCAAUGGAGUGUGCUUACAGAUGGAGAACCUGCAACUGGCAGAGGCACAGCAGCCAAAACCAGAGGUUGCAACGAGCACCCUGAACCCAAACGCACCAGAGUUCGUUCCGAAGAUGCGUAGCUAGGCGCCGAGAGUAACUAAAAACCUUUCCACUUUGUUACAUGUGCAGAGAAUUGCCUUUCACUUAAACCACCAACCCUUGCACCCCUGUCUUUUGAAGUGGACUGUCCUGGAGAUAAUAUGAGAAAAAAAGAUUUUGAUUUUAUGACAGGGUAUUGUUCACAAUGUGAUCAUUGUGUCCAUUGUUCAGAAUAAGAUAUAGUCUUAACCCAAACCUUAACAAAAGCACAUUCAUGGCAUUUUUUCAGUAGCGUUUUAGCUACCCAAGUAUAUGUGUGACUGUAUCAAGUGUAUAUGUAACAUUUCUUGGCGUCAUUGCACUCUGCUUUGUAUCCACCAACAAUUUUAAGUUGGAGAUAUUUUGCAUGAAGAAGAACCAAGAUCAUCAAGAACUUGAAGAUGUAAAAAGAUACCUUUUUGCUUAAACAUUAUGCAUUCAAGUUGAAAAAUCUGUCACUGGGCUGCCAUUCUUGUUUAACAUUCCUUGAUGGUAACGUGGCUCGUAAAAAAAGCCGUUAAGAGUUGCUGCUAUGAAAUAAACCAAAAACAAGGAACUGAAAACAGCAGUUUGUUUUAGGACCAAUGUAGGUUUCUUCCUCCUAAUUGCACAAACUUUGUCAAGAGGCAGUGGUUGUGCCAGGGUUGUGGUUUAAGUGAAUUCUAUGGAUUGGACCUCUGAGUAAUGAUAUAGCUCAUAUGUGUAUUGUGUACUACUGAAUUUAUGUAAAGCUUGGCAGAGAAUAUACAAAAAAGUUUAUUUUCAAAAAAAAGCUGCAAUAUUUUUGUGGAGACGGUGAUUUUGAAUAGAGUUGGUUGGAGAGGGUAAAAAUUUAUUAUGAAUCAAUUUUACUUUUGAUGCUGCACUGUUGAUGCAAGGAGAGAGAGUGCAAGAAUUUUUUUUCCGUUCUUCUUUUUCUUUUAUAGAUUUUACAUAAAAGUGCUGUACCUUUGGUUAAGUAUGCAUAUGAAACCUUGUACAUUACGUACUGUGCCAAAGGCAUGCAUAGUGAAAGGUUUGAGUUUGUUUAUUUUUGGCGACGCCUUCGGGGCAGAACCGAACAUCCUUAUUUUUCAUUCGUCGCCAUGGGACUCAAGAAUGUGACAAAGACUUGUUACCAUUCCUGAAAUGUGGGGGAAUUCUACCAGGGCGUAAACGACAGCUCUCCUUGUCUUCAACUGCAUCGAAAUUGAAUGCCAGAAAGUACUAAUCAAAAUGAAGUCUUGUCAUUCUGUAACCAGUUAUUAUAGUCUAAACUGGUCAUAAAAACAGGGUUGAAGUGACAGCUGGAUUUAGAUUGAGCUGGUGUUGUGGAUUGGCUGAAUAUCUGUAUAAAAUCUGUAAAAAGGUUGGAAAUUCCCUAUGCUUCAAAGCUGCCUCUCAUUUGGGUAGUUUUCAGUUACCCUACAUGUAAAUUCUUUUGGACCUCAUGUAUGCAUAAUACACAAACACAUAUUUUUCGGUCCUUUUAAAAUUCAGUAUUCAGAAAUCCUUGGAAAUAAGACUGGUACAGUUUUGUCUGUAUCAACUCAAAACAUAUUUGGUAUCUCACCAGUGUUCAAACAUAAGUAUCUCACCAGUGUUCACAAUAUCGGUAUCUCACCAAUGUUCAAAUCGUUGGUAUCUCACCAAUGUUCAAAACAUCAGUAUCUCACCAAUGUUCAAAACAUCGGCAUCUCACCAGUGUUUUUGGUGUCACACAAAAAUGACUGGCAGCUAGUUAUGGGGUUCAGACACUACUUCCAAGUCCUGAAUGCCACUAUGAACUAAAAAUGGGACAACUGAUUGAUUUUUGUUUUGAAACAGGAGUAAUGAUGAAUUUUUUUGUAUGAAGUAUGAUCUGGAUUUUGGUACUAGGGCUGCAUUUGUGUGAGGAAAUGAUCAGGACUAGGUUGGUUAGCAGCGUGAUUUUUGUUUGCUAAGAGAUGAUAAGCAAUGGAGGUGUAUCCACGAAUUUGGGCUUUGCAUCGCUUUUCAUUUAACACACAUUGUGGACCAACCGAUUGAGAAGCAUGUGUGUUUUUGCUCUGUCUACAUUCUUUUAGGGAAGUUGCCAAGACUUCUUCAUGAAAAGAAGGACCACUAGUGUUAGAUCUUUAAAAACAGAGUACUUCAUUGCACAGAAUUAUACUUGAGUAUAAUAAAGGAGUACAAAAGUUUUGGUUAGGUAUAGCUUUUGCCUGGUGCAUUUGUCUAUAGCAAUGACUAAUAAAUUUCAUUGCAACUUCGUCAGACAACAAAAUUUCACAAUGUACAUUUCACAAAAUGAUUGUCAAUUCUCAUAUUAUGAAAAAAACAUUUUAACAACUUUCUGUCACAUGCUCUGUGCUGUUUGCUUUUUUUUUUGAGUGAAAUGCUGUUGACAGUUUUUUGGCAACACCUUCGGGCGUAGCCUGCUUUGUUACAUGAAAAGCGGUGCAACAGUCCAGGCUUUCGAAAGAACGUGUUACGGAAAGGAUUACUAGUAUUGUCAACUGAGUAAAAGAGGAGAUGCAGAAGUAGUGAUGUGUGAGCACCAAGUACGGAGAACUUCUCUCUUGCCAAGCAUUAAAAAUGGGAGUAUAUAAAAAUGUGGAAUUUGUUGCGAAUGGCAAAUAAAGACUUUGUAUAGCCAAA